Molecule: messenger RNA, 2088 nt
Organism: Verticillium nonalfalfae
Lineage: Eukaryota; Fungi; Ascomycota; Sordariomycetes; Glomerellales; Plectosphaerellaceae
Exons: 7
Coding region: 1-2088 (695 amino acids)
Cellular component (GO): nuclear body; kinetochore; cytosol
Source: RefSeq, a predicted model, not a curated record
AUGGACUCUGCUGAUGAAGCUGAGCUGCGGGACCUGAUCAACGAUGUUGUUCAAGCUGCAAAGAUUACCGCCAAAAAGCGAUUUGUCUCAAUCAAGCCCACCAUCGAGAACCUUACCUCACGCGCAUACGACCAAGGCCUCUCACCAGACGCGCUGAGCGAGCUCAUUUCACUCAUCACAAAGCCCAGCCACCUCGAUCAAGCCAGCCUCAACUCACUCAUCAGCAACUUGUACCCGUCUAGUCGUAUUUCCUCCGAUGUCAUCCUCAGAGUCAUUGGCUGUCUGGGGCGCGGGGAGCUCAAGCCUUCCUUGCCCAUCCAGGCUGGCUUGUUGAGGUGGCUCGUCAUGGUGUAUCAAACCAUUGAGACUCCAGCUAUUCUCUCACAGUCAUAUGCUAUUCUGUUCAAUCUGUUAGAUACAGCAGCCAUCAGGUUCGCCCUUUAUUUGAGAAAUGAGAUUGGCCUAUCUCGACAGACGGGCCACGAUCCAGCGUUGACAGGACUCCUGCGAAUAUUCAAAGACUACUAUCCCGAGAUCAUCGUUGGCGACGCCAUCAAGGGCAAGGCAUCUGCUUUCAAGCACCCCGAUACGCAAUGGCGCGACCGGCUGGGCGUAAUUCAACGCGACUAUGCCCAGCGCUCUACAGCCGCUGUCUCACAACCUCAGAACGGCUUCACAGUGAGCAGACACACUGCCAGCGGCGGGCGAGGACCGCGUCCGUCUGGUGUCCCUGCUGUUCACACUUCUUAUGCCGACGAGACGUCUGUGACUUUAGAGGAAAUUGACAGCGCUGAUCGACUGGCCCAAACGCUGGAAAAGAUCGAGGUGCCGAAUCAGCUAGCUGCUGUCCUCGCCGACCCGCUGCUUCAGAAUUUCGUUGCUUUGAGGAAGGACGAUGUCAUGUCGCGCCGCAUAGUGCAUUGGUUGGACGCGCUCCUCGAUGAUGUCGUCUCGGGAAACGCAGACACCAAGACCUUCGAGGACACUAUGGAGGUCCUCCAAGACUAUGUCUCCCGCGAAACACCCCCGGUCGUCUUGAACUUCCUGGCUAAACUGUUCGAGAGGUGGGACGGCGUCGAAGCUCAAGGUCGUAUCUUGGGCAUACUUCAGUACACAACAUUAUCCAGAUUUGAUGAACUUAAGCGCCUCCUCUUCCAGCCCCUCGAGAAGUGCCUUCCCCGAACGCCUUCAAAUCAGAUCCUCCUACUCGAUACCUACAGAGGCCUACUACACAACUGGACCUCGAUCCUUCUCUCCUUGGACAGCAUACCGUCCGACACACCCUUUGACGCCGUCAGGCAGCUUCAGAUCCACGCGAAUGCUCUCUCCCUCUCCCUCAUACAAGCAUGCCCCUCGACAGCAACCAACGGCGCCGUCCUCGACUUUUACGAACAGGUCGCCGCAACGACCUCGCACCCCACCCUGCAGCCACACCUCCGCAUCGCCAUCCCGUCGCCGGCGCUCGUAUACCUCGUCUUCUUCUCGCCCUCGCUCGGCAACGUGUCCCGCCUCACCGGCGUCCUCGCCCGCUACAAGACGGCCUUUGACGCCGCCAUGGCGCGGUCCAAGACGGCCUACACGUCGGCCGACCUCCGCACCUUCAACAGCUUCCUCAUGGACCUCUGCAAUUGCCUCUGGCGCGGCCGCGCCUUCAACGCCACCGACACGAACGCCCUCGGCUGCCUCGCGCCCCGCGCCGCCACGAGCCGCUACCAGCGGUACGCCGAGGACCUCGGCUCCGAUCUCGCGCUGCCGCUGCUCUUUGGCCUGUCGCACUCGCCGCUGCUGAGCCUGCAGUCCAUCUCUUGCGUGCGCGCGCUCGAGGACGAGGCGUUUCGCGGCGACGGGGGCGUCAUGAUCGCCACGCGCCACGCCGGGCCCGUGACGCAGGCGAGUCUGCAGCGGCUCGCGGCCGCGCGCGGCCUGCCGCUCAAGUGGGCCGAGUACCGGCUGCAGGUGCUCCGGCAUCUCGAGAGGGAGGGGUUCGUGGGCGUCAUGGACUUCAUGAAGAAUAUCCUCAAGGUUUUGCAGGGCACGGGAAACGCGUCGAGUCAGGGGAGCCAGGGCUCGCGCGCGUCGCUAGGGUAG